AUGCAUAUUGUGGAAACAGCUGGUACAGGAACAAUAGGAAAGAAUACUUGCUGGAAAACAGCGACAGAUAUUGGUAUGGCGAAUUUAAUGAAAACUCAGCUGGAGCAAUUCUUUUCACAUAUAGAAAGUCCAGCUACUAUUAAUAUAUCACGCUCCAAUAAUUUGUUCAAGAUUUUAGGGGACGCUUUUUCAAUUUCAUCUAUAAUUCGGUUUAUAUCUCAUAUUCGAAUCACGGAAGAGGAUCUUGACAUUACAUUAUCAACUUUACGACUCACCGCAAAAAUUGGAAAGUUAAAACCAACCAGGAUAAAAAAAGAUAUUAAAUAUGAAACGGAUUUUAUAAUACGUAAACUUCAGAACGAAGUCAAUGUUUUGAAGAAGGAACUGAUGUUGAACAAUUUGAUUUUAAAUCAAGAAGCGCUAAUGAAUAUUUCCAAGUCUCGGCUGGAACAAAUUAACCGCAGUAUUUUGAAUUUUUUAAACGACAAGAUUUCGGACUUCACGCUGUUUAGUAUGUCCCAGGCCCAAGUAUUGUUAAAGUGUAUCAAGGAUUUAUAUAACAGAUUAACCGCCAAGGAAGUUGAAGUUGAAAAAUUAAAAGAGACGUAUGAAAAUUUAAUCAAAAUCGUGCCGGAAGUUACUUCAUCAGCAAUUUUACCCAAGCUCUAUUAUCUACCGAUGAAAUCAAUGACCGGACACAAAUUAAGAGUCCUUUCGUAA
Apis florea (little honeybee) is the source of this 720-nucleotide messenger RNA. Its product is annotated as kinesin-like protein KIF9. Lineage: Eukaryota; Metazoa; Arthropoda; Insecta; Hymenoptera; Apidae. Gene Ontology annotation, biological process: microtubule-based movement. Gene Ontology annotation, molecular function: ATP binding; microtubule binding; ATP hydrolysis activity. Gene Ontology annotation, cellular component: kinesin complex; microtubule. The record is from RefSeq and is a predicted model, not a curated record.